AUGCAUCAUGCGUUUAUUCCAGAUAAUCUCCGUGCGCUCAACCACCGCGAGGUCAUUAACGAGAAGAGCGUCGCCCUGCCCCGCGGCCGUGAUAUUCUCCUCCUGGAAACUGAUGCACCCCAGCUGUCCCAUUGUGCCUACCUCGACGACAGCUUGGAGAUCUAUUGCGGCAGACCGCAGACAAGAACACCGGAAAACCAAACAUUGGCUGUUGAUCCGUUAUUCCUCCGCAUUAUUUCGCAAGGAUUGCCGAUUCAGGAAAUAUGUUGUGUGAAUCAUGCCGCCGUCAGCCGAGCUCCGAAAAUCAGUUAUAAAUAUGUCAAUGUCGACGUUCUAAUACAUUUUACUCGCAUUCUGGUUGCGGACUUGCGUCAGGGUGAUAGCCAGGGUCUCCGGGAUGAUGUCCACGAAUACCUAUCAGGCACCACGAAGGAGGAACGUGUUUGCAGUCAAUGGUCGCGUAUUGCUCGGGAGGAUGACCUCGUCGCGGGGUUUGAUGCCCGGCAUGAGUGCGACUGGACAUCGCUGGAGUGCUGUGGUGGAAGCGUUUCACACUUGACCAGGGCUUGA
Aspergillus fumigatus Af293 is the source of this 570-nucleotide messenger RNA. RefSeq lists its product as uncharacterized. Lineage: Eukaryota; Fungi; Ascomycota; Eurotiomycetes; Eurotiales; Aspergillaceae. The record is from RefSeq and is a predicted model, not a curated record.